Molecule: messenger RNA, 1224 nt
Organism: Dictyostelium purpureum
Lineage: Eukaryota; Evosea; Eumycetozoa; Dictyosteliales; Dictyosteliaceae
Exons: 4
Coding region: 1-1224 (407 amino acids)
Molecular function (GO): zinc ion binding
Source: RefSeq, a predicted model, not a curated record
AUGAAUAGUUCAAUAUUUGAUAACAAUUUCAAUAUACCAAUAAAAUAUAAUGUUUCGGAAUUAUCAUCUGAAUUAUAUGAUGGUUAUGUAUGUCCAAUUUGUUUUGAAAUAUAUUAUAAAAAAGAAGUUUACCAAUGUAAAGAAGGUCAUUGUUCAUGUAAAGAAUGUUGGGAAAAAUCACUUGAAAUAAAUAAAGAGUCAAGACAAGUUGAAAAUUUGUUGAUGAAAACUGGUGUAUGCUGUCCAUAUUCAUUCAGAAAUAUUCUUAGAGUAGAUGAUAAUGAAGAAUUAAUAAAAGAUAAUGAAGGAUGUAAAGAAAUUAUUAAAUUGGAAAAUUUAGAUAAUCAUAUUGAAAUAUGUAGUUUUAGAUUUAUAAAAUGUAAAUAUCAUAAAAAAGGAUGCAAUGAAAAAUUCAGAUUCAGUAAUGGUGAUUUUCACAUUCCCCGAUGUGAGUACCAAACAAUAAAUUGUGAAUAUUGUUCUAAUGGUUACUUAUUAAAAACAAUCGAACAACAUAGUCUCGAGUGUCCUUCAAAGUUAGAAUACUGUUCUGGAUGUAAUAAAAAAUUUAAAAGAGCAGAAAUGAAUUAUCACUUGGAUAAAGAAUGUCCAGGGGCAAUUAUUCCAUGUAAAUUUUCACAAUUUGGAUGCAAUUACAAAAUAAAAAGAGAAAAUUUAGAAAAUCAUUUAGAUCAAAUAGACCACACAAAACAAUUACGUGCAAUAAUUGAUAGUUUAAUUAUUAAAAAUGGUGUACUUUCAGAUUGUAUCGAUGAGUUAGCUAAUGGUAAGAAACUUUUGAUUUCAAAAAUAGAAAAUUUAACCUAUAAUAAUAAUCUACUUUCAGAUAGAAUUGAUGCUUUAACUAAAGGUAAAGAAUAUAAAAAUAAAUGGAUUAUUUCAAACUAUUCAGGAAUACAUAAAAUUGAUUCACCUAAAUUUGAAUAUCCUCCAAAUUUAUUUAAAUUAUUUUUUUUUAAAAAUGAUCAUUGUGGAGCUCAUAGAAUCUUUUUAACCUCACUAGAUGUAACAUUCUCAAUAACUUUAUUAAACAAAGAUACUCAAAUGAACUACAUUUGUCCAGAUGAUCCACUACCAUCAAAAGGAAGAUGGUACACAAUUAAUUUCGAAUUAAAUAAAACAAAUGGAUAUGUAACACAAGAUGACAAAGUUGAAUUUGAAUUUACACUUACAUAUCCGAAACAAAUGCCAUUGUUAUCAUAA